This is a messenger RNA of Naegleria lovaniensis, 1125 nucleotides long. RefSeq lists its product as uncharacterized. The coding region runs from base 1 to 1125 and encodes 374 amino acids. The transcript has a single exon. Lineage: Eukaryota; Heterolobosea; Eutetramitea; Acrasida; Naegleriidae. The record is from RefSeq and is a predicted model, not a curated record.
AUGGAUCAAGUACAAUCUCUCGUCGUCGAUAACGGAUCUGGUAUGUGCAAGGCCGGUUUCGCUGGUGAAGACGCACCUCGUUGUGUGUUCCCUUCCUUGAUUGGUAGACCAAAGCAACGUUCCAUCAUGGUUGGUAUGGGUAACAAGGAUGCCUAUGUUGGUGAUGAAGCAAUGUCGAAGAAAGGUAUUCUUGCAUUGAAAUAUCCUAUCGAGCAUGGUAUUGUCACUAAUUGGGAUGAUAUGGAAAAGAUUUGGCAUCAUACCUUCUACAAUGAAUUGAGAGCUGCUCCUGAGGAACAUCCUGUCUUACUCACUGAGGCUCCAUUGAAUCCAAAGGUCAACAGAGAGAAGAUGACUCAAAUCAUGUUUGAUACCUUCUCUGUUCCAGCCAUGUACGUUGCUAUUCAAGCUGUCUUGUCCUUGUAUGCUUCUGGUCGUACCACUGGUAUUGUCUUGGACUCUGGUGAUGGUGUUUCACACACUGUUCCAAUCUAUGAAGGUUAUGCGUUGCCACAUGCCAUUUUGAGAUUGGAUUUGGCUGGUAGAGACUUGACUGAUUAUUUGCAAAAGAUUCUCAUGGAACGUGGUUAUUCCUUCCAUACUAGUGCUGAGAGAGAAAUCGUUAGAGACAUUAAGGAAAAGUUGUGUUAUGUAGCAUUGGAUUUUGAAGGAGAAAUGAAGAAGGCCUCUGAUUCUUCCAGUAUUGACAAGUCCUAUGAAUUACCAGAUGGUAAUAUCAUUACUGUUGGUAAUGAAAGAUUCAGAUGUCCAGAAGUGUUGUUCCAACCAAACUUCAUUGGUAUGGAAUCUGCUGGUGUUCAUGAAACCACUUUCAACUCAAUUGGUAAAUGUGAUAUUGAUAUCAGAAAGGAUUUGUAUGCCAAUGUAGUCUUGUCUGGUGGUACUACCAUGUUUGAAGGUAUUGCUGACAGAAUGACCAAGGAAUUGACUGCUAUGGCUCCUGCAUCCAUGAGAAUUAAGGUUGUUGCUCCUCCAGAACGUAAAUAUUCAGUUUGGAUUGGUGGAUCAAUUUUGGCUUCUUUGUCUACCUUCCAAUCCAUGUGGAUCACCAAGGAAGAAUAUGAGGACGCCGGUCCAGGAAUUGUUCAUAGAAAGUGCUUCUAA